Chelonoidis abingdonii (Abingdon island giant tortoise) is the source of this 2913-nucleotide messenger RNA. The record is from RefSeq and is a predicted model, not a curated record. Lineage: Eukaryota; Metazoa; Chordata; Testudines; Testudinidae.
GGGAAGAGGCAGCAGCGGCGGCGGCUCCUCGCGCGGGUUCCUCCAUGAGCAGGCGGUGCCGAGGCACGGAGCGCCGGGGGCUGCCGCGGGACUCGGGCAGAGCAUUGGUUGUGGCGGAGCAGCAGUGAUCCCCAUCGCAGCCGGGACCCCGGGGAAGGGACAGCAUGCGGCCGGAGGAUGUCUGAGGCUGGCUGGGGCAGUUUUCAUGCUACUCUGCUUUCUCCGAGCGUUGCCAGAGGAAUGAUUGCUGCGUGGGGUGCCUUCUUUUGCUUUUACCUGGUGGUGACUGUCAGCAGCCUCCCAGAAGCCAGGCUGCCUAUCUCGGACCUAGAAGACAGGAUCACUCGAAAACCAACAGAAUAUCUGGGGACUGAGACUGCCUUUCUGGAGGAAUUGGUGUUUGGAAGUGGAGAUACCAUUGAACUUUCCUGUAACACCCAGGGCUCUUCUAUGUCAGUUUUCUGGUUCAAAGAUGGCAUUGGGAUUGCAGCGACCAACAGAACUCAUAUUGGACAAAAACUGUUGAAGAUCAUUAAUGUGUCAUAUGACGACUCUGGGCUAUACAGUUGCAAGCCACGGCAUUCCAGUGAGGUUCUGGGUAACUUUACAGUCAGAGUAACAGAUUCUCCAUCGUCGGGUGAUGAUGAAGAUGAUGAUGAUGAGUCUGAAGACACAGGUGCUCCUUAUUGGACCCGUUCAGAAAGGAUGGAGAAGAAGCUGCUAGCUGUGCCGGCAGCAAAUACCGUUCGCUUCCGUUGCCCUGCAGCAGGCAACCCCACUCCAUCCAUAUACUGGCUAAAAAAUGGCAAAGAAUUCAAGGGAGAACACCGAAUUGGGGGCAUCAAAUUACGGCAUCAGCAGUGGAGCCUAGUGAUGGAGAGCGUGGUUCCAUCAGACCGAGGGAACUACACGUGCGUUGUAGAGAACAAAUAUGGCAGCAUUAGGCACACUUACCAGCUAGAUGUGUUAGAAAGGUCACCUCACCGGCCUAUCCUCCAAGCAGGACUGCCUGCCAACCAGACUGUUGUGGUAGGGAGUGAUGUCGAAUUCCACUGCAAGGUGUACAGUGAUGCCCAGCCUCACAUCCAGUGGCUGAAACACGUGGAAGUCAAUGGCAGUAAAUAUGGAUCCAACGGGACUCCGUAUGUCACAGUGCUCAAGUCUUGGAUCAGUAAAAACGCUGAAGCCGAUGCUAACCUAAAUCUGUUCAAUGUGACAGAACAAGAUGAAGGAGAAUAUCUGUGUAGAGCCAACAAUUUCGUAGGCAUAGCCGAAAAACCAUUUUGGCUCCACAUUCGCAAACCAAAACCAGAGCUAGUGGAGGUGGAUGAUUCUGGCUCCGUUUAUGCUGGCAUCCUCAGCUAUGGGACUGGCUUCGUUCUCUUCAUCCUGGUGGUUGUCAUCGUGAUUAUCUGUAGGAUGAAAAUGCCCAACAAAAAAGCCAUGAACACCCCCACUGUACAGAAAGUCUCCAAAUUUCCUCUCAAGAGACAGGUAACAGUGUCAUUGGAGUCAAAUUCUUCCAUGAAUUCCAAUACCCCGCUGGUCAGAAUCACCCGCCUCUCAUCCAGCGAUGGGCCAAUGCUGGCGAACGUCUCGGAGCUCGAACUGCCUGCUGAUCCCAAGUGGGAAUUAGCGAGAUCUCGCCUGACUCUGGGGAAACCUCUGGGUGAAGGCUGUUUUGGUCAAGUGGUGAUGGCAGAAGCAAUUGGGAUCGAUAAGGACAAACCAAACAAGGCCAUCACUGUAGCUGUCAAGAUGUUAAAAGAUGACGCUACUGACAAGGAUCUUUCUGACCUGGUGUCUGAAAUGGAAAUGAUGAAGAUGAUUGGGAAACACAAAAAUAUCAUUAACCUCCUAGGCGCCUGCACGCAGGAUGGCCCACUUUACGUUCUAGUAGAAUAUGCGUCAAAAGGGAACUUGCGGGAAUAUCUCAGGGCUCGUCGGCCGCCCGGCAUGGACUAUUCAUUCGACACCUGCAAGCUGCCAGAAGAGCAGUUAACAUUUAAAGAUUUAGUCUCAUGCUCCUACCAGGUGGCCCGUGGCAUGGAAUAUUUGGCAUCUCGGAAAUGCAUUCAUCGAGACUUGGCAGCCAGGAACGUGUUAGUCACUGAAGACAAUGUGAUGAAAAUAGCCGAUUUUGGCCUAGCCAGAGAUGUUCACAACAUCGACUAUUACAAGAAAACAACCAAUGGUCGGCUGCCUGUGAAAUGGAUGGCUCCAGAGGCAUUGUUUGACCGGGUCUACACUCACCAGAGCGAUGUCUGGUCUUUUGGAGUGCUGCUAUGGGAGAUCUUUACGUUGGGUGGGUCUCCAUAUCCGGGAAUUCCAGUUGAGGAACUCUUCAAACUCUUAAAAGAAGGCCAUCGGAUGGACAAGCCAGCAAAUUGCACUCAUGACCUGUACAUGAUCAUGAGGGAGUGCUGGCAUGCAGUCCCAUCGCAACGGCCAACCUUUAAGCAGCUAGUGGAAGACCUGGAUAGGGUCCUUACUGUAACAUCAACUGAUGAGUAUCUUGACCUCUCUGUGCCAUUCGAGCAGUAUUCUCCUGCCUGCCAGGAGACACAAAGCACCUGCUCUUCUGGAGACGAUUCCGUGUUUGCCCAUGACCUUCUGCCAGAUGAGCCAUGUCUUCCCAAACACCAGCAGUGCAAUGGUGUCAUCAGGACAUGAUGACUCGAAAAACACAGACGGACCAUGGAGAAAAAACUCACGAAUGUAGGCCUGGAGGACGCCAAGGACAAACAGUAGUGAAGGAUCUUUGAAUGAAACUGCUUGGUAAUUCAAGACUUUUUUUUGUUGUUGUGCCGUAGAAGGGUUGUGGGGGUUCGGAGUUAUUUUUUUUUUCUUCCCAUUUUGCUGUAUAAGAAGUCAAAAAGCACUGUUUGGCCUGAAGGACCUAAUCUCUUGCCA